CGAAUCGCUAGUAUCGUGGAACGUAUUAAAUUAUAAUUUAACAAAGAUAUCAUCAUGUUGGUGCUCUAACCUCUAAGUAGUUCUUCUGUCAUAUGUUAACUUUUAAAUUUUUAAUAAUACUGUAUAAUUGUUGAAUAACUGCAAUAUUAAUGAAUGAUGUGGCAAUUGCAGAUGAACUGCUUUCAAUAGAGCUACGAUUAUGUGUAGAGUUAAAAAGUUUGCAAUAUGAGGAAAACAUCAGUUUUAUUUAUGACCCUGUCGUGUACGCAUUCGAUGUACAUUCUCAAUUCGUUCACAAGUUCUGUAGUUCUGGUAAACGAAUUCUGUUUUUAGGACUGAAUCCUGGACCUUGGGGCAUGUCUCAGACAGGGGUGCCGUUUGGGGAGGUGUCCCUCGUACGGGAUUGGUUAGGUCUGUCGGGUGAGGUGGGGCAGCCGGACAGGGUCCACCCCAGUCGGCCCGUCCUGGGCUUCGACUGCCAACGCAGCGAGGUGAGCGGCCGCAAGUUCUGGAGCCUCUUCCAGCGACUGUGUGGGUCGCCCCACAACUUCUUCCGACACUGCUUCAUCUACAACUACUGCCCUCUGGCGUUCCUAUCCGCUUCUGGCAAGAACAUCACCCCAGUGGAGUUCAAGGCCGGCAAGCGGAAGCAGGUGACGGACGCUUGCGACCAGGCCCUGUGCGCAGUGCUGCAGCUGCUGGGCGUGCGCACCGUGGUGGCCCUGGGCAGGUUCGCGGAGAAGAGAGCCAGCGACGCCGUGCGCCAGGGGACCCUGGGCCAUGUGCAGGUUGCGUGUUUGCCCCACCCCAGCCCCCGCAACUUCGCUGUCAAGGACUGGGCUCAGGAGAGCCUGGACCAGCUCUCGAAGCUGCAACUGCUGCCGUUCUUCACUCCCGGCUGAACGAUCUCGUCGCUUUCAUACCCAACUAAGUUUACUGUUGUUGUACAGUUGUGUCUUAUAACUUAUUGUCCUAUCAUUUUUACACAUGUACCAAGUUUUCACGUUAUUUGUGAUACAGGUGCAGUUUUGAUGUAAUUUUACAUAGAAUUUUGUGCUGUAUUUGAUGUUGAUUGAAGUUAAUUUUACAAACGCAGAGGGCCAUCGAGACAUACCUAGUGCCCGGGGGUAAAUAACCCCACAAUUAAAAAAAAAGUACUGGAAUUAUUAUGGGUGUAAUUGUAAAUAUGUGUGUGCCUUGCUUACUUGUAAUUUUCUUCCUCUCAGGGUAAAACCAAUCAUUAAAAAUAAAUUUCAAUACAGCUGGGGGCCGGGCACUGGGGACUUUGCCCUGCCUUCCCUUUCGAACAGCACUGGCAACACGCACUAUUAUAAGAAUAUUUGUUGUGAAUUGUCCUUUGACUUAUUGUACUUAAUUCCUGUGGCUGCUAAUAUGAUAUUUAAAUUUUUUUAUAACUGUCUAGAUGUUUUGAUAAUUUUGUAGUGAAACUAACUCUAAUGAUCUGAUGUUAACAAGGUGUUAAAACUUC
Molecule: messenger RNA, 1489 nt
Organism: Bacillus rossius redtenbacheri
Lineage: Eukaryota; Metazoa; Arthropoda; Insecta; Phasmatodea; Bacillidae
Gene: Smug
Product: single-strand selective monofunctional uracil DNA glycosylase
Exons: 4
Coding region: 150-902 (250 amino acids)
Biological process (GO): base-excision repair
Molecular function (GO): single-strand selective uracil DNA N-glycosylase activity; oxidized pyrimidine nucleobase lesion DNA N-glycosylase activity
Source: RefSeq, a predicted model, not a curated record